UCCUCUCUCCAUUUCUUCCUUGGGAUUUUCUUUUUCAAGUCUUUCGUUUUGAUUUCACUUCCUUAAUCUUUGGGUUUCAACUUCCUACAAGACAGAGAAAAUAAGAAACAGACUACUCUGUAAAAUCCCCUGUUCACAACUUUCAGCCCUGUUUUUAUUCAUUAACUCCCAAAAACUUUUUGAUUUUUAGGUGUUCUAACUACCUUAAUUUCUAAAAUGGUGAGUUUCAUUGAAGAACGACCAAAGAACAUCACUGCCUGUCAAAAUGUCGCAUCUGAUGCGAAAUCAGCACAAAAACCGCCUGCACCGCCUGGUUUCCUCUCCAUUUCACGAAACAAAUUGCUUCAAAACCUCGAAAUCAAUGCGGGAGUAAGGGCUAAUGCAUGGGUUGAUGCUAUGAGAGCUUCUUCCCCAACCCACAUCAAAUCCAGACCUUCCAUUGCUGACCAUCAAGGUUCCUGGAAUCUGCACCAUCCAUCGGCACUGGAGAUGUUCGAGCAGAUAAUUGAUGCCUCGAAAGGGAAACAGAUAGUAAUGUUCUUAGACUACGAUGGCACUCUUUCACCAAUUGUAGCUGAUCCAGAUCGAGCUUUCAUGUCCAAGAAGAUGAGAAAGACUGUGAGAAAGCUAGCCAAAUGUUUUCCUACGGCUAUAGUGAGUGGUAGAUGCAGGGAUAAGGUCUAUAACUUCGUCAAAUUAGCUGAGCUAUACUACGCUGGAAGCCAUGGAAUGGACAUUAAGGGUCCUGAAAAUCAUUCUAAAUCUAACAAUGAAACUGAACUACUUUUCCAACCAGCAAGUGAAUUCCUUCCAAUGAUUGAUGAGGUUCACAAGCAACUGGUUGAGACUACAAAAUCAACCCCAGGUGCUAAAGUGGAGAACAACAAAUUUUGCCUCUCAGUACACUUCCGUUGUGUAGAAGAAAAGAAAUGGAGUGAACUGGCACAAAAGGUUAAGUCUGUGUUAAAAGACUACCCCAAGCUUCGGCUAACACAAGGCAGAAAGGUUCUGGAAAUCCGUCCCACAAUCAAAUGGGACAAAGGGAAAGCCCUUGUGUUUUUGUUAGAAUCUCUUGGUUUCGCUAACUCUGUUGAUGUUUUCCCGGUUUACAUCGGAGAUGACAGGACCGAUGAAGAUGCAUUCAAGAUACUGGGAGAUAGAGGACAAGGUUUUGGUAUUCUUGUCUCUAAGUUUCCCAAAGACACUAAUGCAUCAUAUUCUUUACAAGAACCAGAUGAGGUCAUGAAUUUUUUGCAACGUUUGGUUGAUUGGAAAGAAUUAUCCGUGAGAGCUCAAUCGAAGAUGUAAAAGAAGAAAAUUAUUUGGAAAAAUAUGUAUUGUGCACUCUAACCAGAGUUGUAAAAGGGAUGGGAUUAAAGAAGUAAUUUGUUGUUUAAGAUAAUGAUUAUAAAAUAAUUUUAUCUUCUGAGGUUGAAAGCUUUGUACAUCUUUGUAACUAGUUGGGUACAAAGGGUAACAGCUUGUAGCAUCACAACUUGUCUAUUAAUGCAUAGAAAGCAGUGAUUCGGAUGAGUG
This is a messenger RNA of Hibiscus syriacus, 1536 nucleotides long. RefSeq names its product probable trehalose-phosphate phosphatase J. Lineage: Eukaryota; Viridiplantae; Streptophyta; Magnoliopsida; Malvales; Malvaceae. The record is from RefSeq and is a predicted model, not a curated record. Gene Ontology annotation, molecular function: trehalose-phosphatase activity. Bases 217 to 1308 code for a protein of 363 amino acids. Gene Ontology annotation, biological process: trehalose biosynthetic process. The transcript is spliced from 9 exons.